UUAUGAUUACCGAAUGCUCUAUUUAGGGGCUUCUAAACAUAUGUUCUAUACUGUUUCUGAAGUACAAGUUGUUCCGUAUUUAACUAACGUAUUUGUUUAUUUGCUAGGUACCCUAGAAGUUUGCCGGUUCGUUCUAUUGUGCUCCCGUUGGCCUUAUACAACUGGCUUUUCUAAUGGAUAUAUCAUUUUCUCUAGUGAAUUCUUCGAAUUAAGAAGCUAUUAUGGACCAUGGACAUAUCCGCCUGUCGUUGCCCUUCGGAUAUCACGUGUUGACCGUCUAAUGCGAGAAUAUUCUGGGUACCAAGUGCUCCGAGCCGCUCUCAGUAAGCUAUGUGUGACGACGGAUAUAUUAUCAUUACAUGGUCGGGUAGCACACAGCCUCGUUGGUUAUCUACUCGUUAGCCAAGGGAAAGGGAUGUAUUUGGGACGUAUUUGGGGUGCUAAGCACGUGGAAUUGGCGGCUUAUCAACGUAUAGCUCGAUUUGAUCACUCGCAGAAGCCCCCAGGGCCAGCCCUAAUGCCAGGCUCUUGUCUCAAGCCACUGUCCACUGGCUGCUACAUAGGCGAACGAAUAGGAGAUCUGAACGCGGAUUCGCCACGGCUAAUGGAGCCACGUAGAGUCGUGUACACAAAUAUAGUUGGGGUCCAAACGACUUAUAGCCAGAAACUAGUUUGCCGAUGCCGUGCAUGAGCGGACUCGGCGGGCGCUUGAACCC
This is a messenger RNA of Daldinia loculata, 716 nucleotides long. RefSeq lists its product as uncharacterized. The coding region runs from base 14 to 691 and encodes 225 amino acids. NCBI's taxonomy places the organism in Eukaryota, Fungi, Ascomycota, Sordariomycetes, Xylariales, Hypoxylaceae. The record is from RefSeq and is a predicted model, not a curated record. The transcript has a single exon.